UCCCGGAGUCCGUGCGCCUUGCGCUCGGUCGCCCCCGCGCGCCCGGGCGCACGCCGUCCCCGGCCACCUUCCAGCUCCCAGCGCCUGGUCGCCGGGACCCCGCGCGCCGCCCCGCGCCAGGGUUCGCUCCGAGAGCCAGGUCCGAGUCGCCGCGGCUCGCUCCGGUCCCCCCGGCCAUGCGCCCCCGCGCCGCCCCCCGCACCGCCCCCCGCGCCCCCGCCGGCCGCGCCGCCGCCGCCGCGCUCGAGCUCUGCAGCCUCCUGCUGCUGCUGCUGCUGCUGCUGCUCCGGCCUGGACACGCGUGCCCCGCGGGCUGCGCCUGCACCGACCCACACACCGUGGACUGUCGCGACCGCGGGCUGCCCAGCGUGCCCGACCCUUUCCCCCUGGACGUGCGCAAGCUGCUGGUGGCCGGCAACCGCAUCCAGCACAUCCCCGAGGAUUUCUUCAUUUUCUACGGCGACCUGGUGUACCUGGACUUCAGGAAUAACUCGCUGCGCUCGCUGGAGGAGGGCACGUUCAGCGGCUCGGCCAAGCUGGCUUUCCUGGACCUCAGCUACAACAACCUGACCCAGCUGGGCGCGGGCGCCUUCCGCUCGGCGGGGAGGCUGGUCAAGCUGAGCCUGGCCAACAACAAGCUGGCGGGCGUACACGAGGACGCCUUCGAGACCCUGGAGUCGCUGCAGGUGCUGGAACUCAACGACAACAAUCUGCGCAGCCUCAACGUGGCCGCCCUGGCCGCGCUGCCCGCGCUGCGCACCCUGCGCCUGGACGGGAACCCCUGGCUCUGCGACUGCGACUUUGCCCACCUCUUCUCCUGGAUCCAGGACAACGCGUCCAAGCUGCCGAAAGGCCGCGAGGAAAUCCAGUGCUCCCUGCCCCUGGGGAACAGGAGGAUAUUCCUGCAUGAGCUGUCCGAGGCCAGCUUCAGCGAGUGCAGGUUCAGCCUGUCGCUCACGGACCUGUUCAUCAUCAUCUUCUCCGGGGUGGCCGUGUCCAUUGCUGCCAUCAUCUCCAGCUUCUUCUUGGCCACCGUGGUGCAGUGUUUCCAGAGGUGCGCGCCCAACAAGGACACGGAAGACGAGGAUGAGGAUGAGGACGACUGAGGCUCCCCCUCCCUUCCUGGCUUGCGGGAGCCCAGGCCGGGCUCCUCUCCAUGCGGAGAGGGAAGAGGGGAGGGGGGAAGCUAGAAGGAGUCAACCUGCGGCAGGGCCCAGGGAAGCCCCUGCCCCUGGCCACGCACCUGGCCAGUGCCCGUAGCCACGCCCCGGCCACGCCCCCGGCACGCCCAGGCCACGCCCCCGGUCGCCCUCUGGGACCUCCCAUCUCAGAGUUUAGAACCUGCCCGGAGGAGCUCUGGAAACAUCAGGGGGGCCUGCCUCCCCGCCCCGCCUGAGAUGCGAGAAUGGGGGAGGAGACGACCCGUCAGGCUUCCCCGCUGAUGGCUUAACACCAAGUCAGGCGGUGUGGACCCUUGCAGUUCCCACCGCCAAGCUGGUUUGUGCACCUGUUAUGGGCCUGGACUCGGGAGUCGGAGCAGCGGCCCCCUCCUCCCCGCGGGAGGCAGCGGCUCGGAUGGGGACCUGUCCCUGGAGGGCCCUGUCCCUGGAGCCGGGUUUCUCCUGCUGUAACGGGCUUCAGCAGCCUCGGAAGGUGCGGAGGACAAACCCCCAUUUGGCUACAGGGGCACAGAGGGAAAAGCUCAGGCCAAGCAGUGUUCGUUGCUGUAUUUGGGUAGGCAGGUGAGGAAGACUUUGGCCGGCAGGACUCACCCUCAUCCUCGGCCUCAGGAAGCAACUCGUAGAGGAAGGACGGUGGGUCAUACAGUCUGGAGGGCCUCUAUACCCAGUCACUCUGCCCCCCGAAAUACGACCAAUCGUCCUCCUCCCCUGGCCCCCCAGUUCCAGUCCCUCCUUGGCCCAUUAAUGCCUGACCCCGUCUCUGUGCUGGCCUCGGUCUGGACUUGUCAUCUCCAGAACUUGCAGCAAACUGUCUUCCAGGCCAGGAUUCCAAAAAGCAGGUUGCACCAGACCAACAAAAUGUCAAAAACAACCAAACCAAAAAAAAGCAACCAAACCCGGGACUUGGCCUCUGAGAAACGUCCCUCCCUCCGUGGCCUUAGGGUGUGUGUGAUAUUUCUUGGGAGCACGGGUUGUGACAGGCACUGCUUUCCUGGAUGUGUAAGAUGGCACUUUGGAGCAGAGAUAAUAUAAAACCAUGUCACGAGCCCGGUGGGUUGAUACGUAGUGACAGUGUCUGCAGCCUCAGACCCUGCUGGAGACUGAGACGUAGCUGGGGCUCAAGAGAAGCCCCUGGGGUGUUGCUGGGAAACACCUCUCCAUUGUUUCUCACAAUAUAUUCCUUCUGUGUCCUUGCUCCCUUGCUCCCUGCCAUCUCUGUGACCACAUAUACCGACUGAGCGCUUGCAAAGGGCCAAGCACUGGUCUGGGCGGUGUGGGGGGUGGGUGCGUUGAGUAAGAAGACAGAGUCCCCAGCUCUCUUGGCCUCGAUUCUUACGGAGGGGGGUGGGACACAAAACAAACAAGGAGACCGAACUGUAAUUGCAGGUAGAGACAAGCACUGUGAAAGAUAUAAAUGAGAUCCCGCGGAAGAGUAGCGGUUAAACUCAAGAAUGGAGAGUUGGGUGUAUUAGCCAGGGCUCUGCAGAGAAACAGAACCCACAGGACAUAUAUAUUCUAUAUAUCUAUUACUUAUCUAUUACUGUCUGUCCGUCUGUCCAUCCAUCCAUCCAUCCAUCUAGAUUACAAGGGAUUGGCUCACAGAAGUAUGGAAACCGAGAAGUCCCACUACAUACAGGUGACCAGUUGGAGACCCAAGGUCAGCCGGUGGUGUAGCUCCAGUCUGAGUCCAAAGGCCUGAGAACCAAGACAGCUGCUAGUCUAGGUUCCAGACCGAGGGCAGGAAAAGACUCAGCUCAAGCAGUCAGGCAGACAGUGAAUGAACGGUGGGGAGGAGUAAUUCUCCCUUCCUAAACCUUUUUAUUCUGUUCAGAACCCCAAACAGACUGGAUGCUGCCCACCCACCCCGGGGACCACCCUCUGCUUUACUCAGUCUGCAGACUAAUCUGUUCCCAUCGGGAGACACCCUUCCGGUCACACCCGGAAAUCAUGUUUAAUCCCAUUUCCGGGCACCCUGGACCCAGGCAAGUUGAUGCAUAAAAUUAACCAUCAUAUCAGGGAAGGUCUCGGCGGGUGGCUUCAAGCUGAGUCCUGCUUCCUUCUCUCCCUCCUUCUUUGCCUCUCCAUCUGCUCUCUUUCUCUACCCUUCUUCCCUCUUCCCCCCUCUUGAGGAGACUUCCAGCCCUCAGCAUUGUUGCCUCAAGGGGAGGAGACCCCUCGCUCAGGGAGCUGUCUUGUCACAGAGUCACUGGGUAGGUGGGGAGAGGGGCAGCAUCUUUGUCACACGCGUGGCCCCUCAGCCCCAGAGGGAGCCACCUCUGGGGUCUACCCCUCAGUGCAGGUACCACUUCCCUUGAGAAAAUAGUAGGAGCUGCCUGAAAGUUGUCGUCACCAACGUGAGGUGCUGUGUGAAUGUCAGGCCUGAGGUUCCAGCCACCAUGUGCCCCUCACUGUGAAUGAAGGCUCGAGCAGAAGGUUUUCAGUCAGGAGAGGGGCGCUCUGCUGAUGGUGAGCUACGGGAGGGACCGAGGAAAAGACUGUGGUGGAGGGUGUGUGUCAAGGGCUCAGAGGUUGAGAAUUGGAGACACAACACAAUCUCCCAUUGGCCCCUCCCCAGCCUGGCCACAGACUCACUGAGACUUGUGUGGGGUCAGAUUCUCUGCCCGUUGUCAGUGUCUGAUGCCCACCCUCAGGGGCACCGUCAGAGGGACACCACUGAAGACCCUCCAUCCAACUGGGCCCCCGCCAAAGUUACAACUUGUUUUUUCCCGGAAUCCUAGGGAGAUGGUGCCCCAAACUGGGAUAUUCCUACCACAGCUUUGUUCUAUGGGGCUCCAGGGGAUGAAUUCCCACCUCCUGAGUCUAUGCUAUUCCUUAUAGUGUGACCCCUUAGAAACGCAAGCCCUGCACAGCGUGGGGGUCAUUCACUGAGGGAACAAGUGAGUGGGGGAGGGGCAACCUGGAGCCGGAGGUGGGCGCUCGAUGGGCGUCAAUCAAUCCCACGUCUGCCAGCUGCACCCCAGAGUUUUCGAAGAACCAUGACUCUGGGGAAGAAGAGGUUUAAAUCAUUGCCAGCUGAAACCGUCACUGUCUGGAUAUAAAACUUGCAAACCACUUGGGUGGUUGGGGACAGGAGGGACAUCCACACCAAGAAAAUACACUGGCCAGGAGCCCCGGCUCAACUGGAGAAAUGCCUGUCGAGAAGUGGGGUGUCAGCAGGGGUUUAGUGAUCCCUGACUUGUUCUGGGGUCUCAAGUUGUCACUGGCAACAAGGAUGACGCAACACCACCUCUCAGCUCUCCACCGUUGUCCCUGAGUCUCCUGUGUCCCCUCCCCAGAGUCUCCUCAUCACAGCACCCCGUACUGUUUGCUGCACAGCACCCACCCAGGAUGUGAGGUUAUCCCACCCACUUGUCUACAUGUCUUUGGUCUACCUCUCUGGCCUGGAACAUGAGCUCCCCAAGCACCGGGAUGUAGGUCAUUGGUGUCCCCAGGUUUAGAGCGAUGCUUGGCACAGUGUGGUGGCACAACCAACAUACAUAUUGGGUAAAAAAAAAAAAAAAAAAAAGGAAAUGAAUGAAUUCUAUGCACUAUACCAGAAUCUCUACAAACACGAGCUCUUUUCAAGCAUUCUCAUAACUCCAGGUGAAAGUCACUAUUCAACCCAUUUUAGAGAUAAGGAAACUGAGGCCCAGAGAGGUGGGCAGGUGACAGGACAUGGCAGAGCUAGAGCCCACUCAUAGUUGGACUAAGAAGCCUGUGCUCCUGCUUACGGUAAUAGUUCACGAGCCUUGAGGAAGCUGUCUGUGAGGUGUUGGGCCACACCCAUUACGCGGCUCACAAGCCCUGGAAGGGGGUGUGUUGGUCCAGCUUCCCCCGAGAAACAGAACCAAAAGGAUGUCAUAGAGAAAGAGAUUUAUUCUAAGGAGUUGGUUCGUGUGACUGUGGAAGCUCCCCGGUCCAGAAUUGUCAGGGCUGGCUGGCCAGAGACCCAGGGAGGAGCCAGUCUCGCAGUUCAAGUCGGAACACUGUCCCCUGCACAACUCUCUCCUGCUUGGCGGAGGUCGGUCUUUUGUUCCAUUAGAGCCUUCUGCUGAUUCCAUGAGGCCGUAUUAUGACUGGGCGAUCUGCUUUACCCAGAGUCCACUGAUUUAAAUAAUCUCCUCUAAAAACACCCUUGUAGAAACACCCAGCAUGUGUGACCGCAUGUCCGGGCACCGUAGUCCAGCCGACUUGACCCAUGAGGCAAACCAUCACAGACAAGGUACCACGAUCACCUCCCCUUUACAGAUGCAUCGCCUCCACGUGGCCAUUGAGAGAACUGGUUCGGUCCUGGGAGUAACUUGCUUGCCCGGACACAGCCAGUAGGGAGCGGGAUUUGGCCACAUAUCUCUCCACGGGGCUGCAUUCCCCACUCAGGCCAGCGGGGCGGGCUGGGCAGGGACGGCGUGGGGUGGCCCUUUUCUUGGAUCUGUGUCCUGGGCUCCAGGAAAAGCAGUUGGGUGCACCCAGGAUGAAUUUAUUUUGAGUCUCUCAUCCAGUGUCUCAGACUUCUUCGGGACAACCAAAACCACCAAAAUAUUUUGCCUUGUCGCUCUCCUUAAUGUCUGAUGCCAUGUAAGGAUGACAGAGGAUUCUGGUAGCAACAUAGAUGAAUUCGUCUUUUAUUAGGCUGACAGUGGGUACGACCCUACAGCCCAUGAACCCAAGCAAGGGGCCUCUGGUUGGGUCUGGCACUUUAGAGGGCCCUAUCCCAGCCUUUGUCUAGCUGUGCUCUUCCCCCCUCAGAUGAAGAAUCUAUGGGGCCCAGGGUGCAUACCCACUCAGAACGGGCAUCCUCUUCUAGAACAUUCUCUGGGUACUUAGGACUCCAGAACUCGCUGCACAAAUGACAUCAAAGGAUAUGGACCCACCAUCCCUCCUCCAGGAUGGAAUAAGUGGUCAGGCAGUAGAGAUUGGGGGAUGGGACUAGAAAUUGGAUGUUACUUAAGUGUGCAUAAGACCCCUAGAGGCACGGGAUGGAGGCAGAGCUGGGAAGAGAAACGGGGAGGUCUUAGAGGCUCAGUUCUCCCCACGCACACAUUCUGGUGCAGAAUGUCUAGGAAUGUAAGAAUCAUUUGAAGCUGGCCUUCCGUUCAUUAAGGAGGUAGUUUGUCAAGGUUGCUGGCUGGAAUAUUUUCUUUAGCACUUUAUCUUCAUUGAUGACUUACGAUGGUUCGAUGUGCGUAUGCGAAGUGUAUUUUUAACCCUUGUCCCAGCUUCAUGGGUUGUCACAACUGGGCCUGGGUACCAGAGCUGGGGCCAAGAGGCGGCCACAGGCCCUGGCUCUGGCCUUAGGGCCCAACACUGCUUCUGCUCCACGGGGCUUUGUACAGAAAGCAUGAAAAAUGCACACACACGUCACCAGCCACAGAGAAGGCUUUGCAGGGAACAUGUAUGUUUCAACCUCCCCAUUCUCCCCUCCUUCGCCUCCUCCCCUCCUCCCUGCAAUGCCUCGCUUCAGGCUCAGAUGGCCGAAGUUAUAGGCACAGAUUUACCUUCCGACAGUGGUGGGGCACGGGUGUUUUUUCUAAGCUAUUAAAUUUAACUGGACCCUGGGGCACAUCAAGUCUCUAAGCCUCCUUCAUGUACAUCCCACACCCACCAGCCGAGUCAGCCGCCAGCCCUGGCCUUGGCCAUAAACUCCUUUUUAGUAGCCUGAGGGUUAAGUAACUCAUUAAUCACAAAAAUGGUCUGUUGAAUCCUGUCUGGUAAAACCACCCCAAAGCA
Messenger RNA from Lutra lutra (Eurasian river otter), 6908 nucleotides. It is a transcript of the gene LRRC38, whose product is annotated as leucine rich repeat containing 38. Gene Ontology annotation, molecular function: voltage-gated potassium channel activity; potassium channel activator activity; transmembrane transporter binding. The transcript has 2 exons. Gene Ontology annotation, cellular component: voltage-gated potassium channel complex. NCBI's taxonomy places the organism in Eukaryota, Metazoa, Chordata, Mammalia, Carnivora, Mustelidae. The record is from RefSeq and is a predicted model, not a curated record. The coding region runs from base 177 to 1106 and encodes 309 amino acids.